This is a messenger RNA of Jatropha curcas, 710 nucleotides long. NCBI's taxonomy places the organism in Eukaryota, Viridiplantae, Streptophyta, Magnoliopsida, Malpighiales, Euphorbiaceae. The record is from RefSeq and is a predicted model, not a curated record.
UGUACUAAGACUUAGUUGUUGAUGUUGUAUUGUAAUGUAACAGGAACCACUAUUCUUAGUGGAAUCUCAGCUGCUGUUGAUCCAAGCACAGAAAUAACCUACAGUGAAAAUCCUGAAGUUGCUUUUAUCAAGGCCAACAACUUCUCCUACGCCAUUGUUGUUAUUGCAGAGCUUCCUUAUGCAGAAACAAACGGAGAUAAUCUCAACCUGACAAUAACAGAACCAGGUCCUUCUGUGAUCAACAAUGUCUGUGGCACCACUAAAUGCGUUGUUGUUGUAAUCUCCGGCCGCCCUUUGGUGAUUGAGCCAUACAUGCCCCAAAUAGAUGCUCUUGUCGCCGCUUGGCUUCCAGGAACUGAAGGACAUGGAGUUGCGGAUGUGCUUUUCGGAGACUAUGGAUUUAGUGGGAAGCUGUCUCGAACUUGGUUCAAGUCCGUAGAUCAGCUGCCCAUGAUUUCUGGUGAUGCACAUUAUGAUCCUCUUUUUCCCUAUGGUUUUGGUCUCACUACUCAAGGUGCAAAAUCAAGCUAGAAAGCAAGAAUUUUCAUUAAUUAGUAGAUUAGUGCAAUGAUUAACAUCCGAUAAGAUUUUAAUCAUAGGAUUAGUGGAGAUGUUUAAGGUAGUUUUGUAAUAAGAGAUAAGUUGUGUUAAUGUUUCUAUGAUGUUAAGAAUAGCAAAUUGAAUUUUUGUAGAUUUAAUUUGAUCAUUAA